Messenger RNA from Spizellomyces punctatus DAOM BR117, 1449 nucleotides. RefSeq lists its product as uncharacterized. Gene Ontology annotation, biological process: dolichol-linked oligosaccharide biosynthetic process; protein N-linked glycosylation. Gene Ontology annotation, cellular component: membrane. The transcript has 6 exons. Bases 24 to 1319 code for a protein of 431 amino acids. Gene Ontology annotation, molecular function: UDP-N-acetylglucosamine-dolichyl-phosphate N-acetylglucosaminephosphotransferase activity. Lineage: Eukaryota; Fungi; Chytridiomycota; Chytridiomycetes; Spizellomycetales; Spizellomycetaceae. The record is from RefSeq and is a predicted model, not a curated record.
GUUGUGAAUUCUCGACGGGCAAGAUGAACCAGGGUAUAUGGGCGUUUGGCCCACCCAGUCUUUUGAUGGCGGUCAUGGUUGCGGGGAUACAUAACCCCCUGGUCGUCUCCCUUUGUCUUUCGGUUCUUGCCGGCCUGGGUACCUACAAAGCGAUUCCCCUCGUCAGCGACGUUUUUAUAGCUCAUGGACGGUCCGGGAAGGAUUUGUUGAAGGAGGGGAGACCGGUCAUACCAGAGAGCAUGGGCGCGAUCGCUGGCGUCGUAUACUUUAUCGUCAUGUUUGUUUUUAUUCCAGUACCUUUUAUUGGAUGGUUCCGGGAUUCAGAGUACGCGUUGGCGGAUUUCCCGCAUAAUAAGUUUGCACAAUUUCUGGGUGGACUCUUGUCACUCAUGAGUAUGCUCUUUCUGGGAUUUGCGGAUGAUGUGCUCGAUAUUCGAUGGCGGGUCAAGAUCUGGCUACCCUUGAUUGCGUCUAUGCCGCUUCUCAUGGUCUACUGCGUUACAUAUGGUGGAACAGAUGUUGUUGUGCCUAUCCCGCUCCGAUCCCUAUUUGGGCAAAAAAUGUUACAUCUUGGCAUCUUUUACUAUGCGUUUAUGGCCGCUCUGGCCAUCUUUUCGACGAACGCAAUCAACAUCCUAGCAGGUGUCAAUGGCGUGGAAGCCGGGCAGUCCCUCGUCAUUGCGCUGUCGAUCGCUGCAAACGAUUUCCUCCAACUACAUCGCAAUCCCGCGCGUGCCGAAGCGCAUUUGACGUCACUGUAUUUUGUUCUUCCCUUUAUUGGAGUGACAUUGGGGUUUUUAAAGCACAACUGGUACCCCGCACGUGCAUUCGGGGGGGAUACACUCUGCUACUUUGCAGGAAUGAUCUUUGCCGUGGUCGGGAUAUUAGGCAACUUUAGCAAAACCGUCUUGCUUUUUAUGGUGCCUCAGAUUUUCAACUUUAUUUAUUCGUGCCCUCAAUUGUUUCAUUUUGUGGAGUGCCCGAGGCAUCGGAUGCCUAGUUACAACUCCUCCACCAAGCUCUUGGAACCCACAUGGUGCUCGCUAUCCAAAACUGGCAAACUCGGCCGCCUCAUGAUCCGCAUUCUGCGAACCUUCCGUCUCGUUCACAUUCGACGCGACCCUAAAACAGGUGAAGCCGUGCAAGCCAACAACCUCACGCUCAUGAACCUCUUAUUGGUAAAGUUCGGACCUAUGUCCGAACCGCGGUUGGCUACCUUUGUAAUGAUUGUCCAGGCACUGUGUUCGUGUCUUGCGUUUUUGAUUAGAUAUCGGCUGGUCAAGUUUGUGUAUAACGAGGUGGAGGAUAACAGGAAUUAAAGAGCGUGAUGACAGAAAGUGGUGGUUCUUUCGGCUAUUUAUCAUUUGUUUACAACUAAGCACGACUUUUGUACAUAUGUAAACUAUUUUUGUUUAUUCGUAAAGUCUGGCCGGACCUGGUCUAGCAUCC